This is a messenger RNA of Rosa chinensis, 4238 nucleotides long. Its product is annotated as putative leucine-rich repeat receptor-like serine/threonine-protein kinase At2g24130. Lineage: Eukaryota; Viridiplantae; Streptophyta; Magnoliopsida; Rosales; Rosaceae. The coding region runs from base 928 to 3957 and encodes 1009 amino acids. Gene Ontology annotation, biological process: protein phosphorylation. The transcript has 2 exons. The record is from RefSeq and is a predicted model, not a curated record. Gene Ontology annotation, molecular function: protein binding; ATP binding; protein kinase activity.
GGUCGUGUAACUUCAAGUGAUCACUUUGAAGUUUGAACAAUGAAAAGGUGGAAGUUUUGUAAUGGAUCAAAAUACAUGAUAGACCAAUUUCAUAGAGUAGCUUACCACACUGGUAUGAAAUGGGUUAACCACGGCACAAAAGGUUUGCACUAGAUGUAUUAAUACGUUGAUUUACUGCAGACUACCCGGAAGUUUGAAGCUAAAUCUACAAAAUCGAACUUCAGUCAUUUGGCACCCUUCAUUUGUUUUCUCCAAUGUCAGCUUUCCUCAACUAACUGUCCCCAGCAUCUGCAUCUCAAUCUGAAUUUGUUCAUUUACCAAACUCAAUUUGUACUUGAAAAGGAUUUAAGAUUUAGCUUAAAAUCACCAAUUGGAGCCACGAAGUUGAAGUGGAAUGUAUGCUGACAUUAUCUUCUUUCAGAGUCAAUCUAUUCAAACAAGUAAUGAGAGCUCUCUAGUCCUCUGACUCGGUGGCCUAAUACACAAGCAGCAAUUAUAGCACUAGAAUAUAUUAAAUGUCAACUUCCCCCGCCCCCAUCUCUUCUCUAUUAUGCUUCCAUGUCACCAUAUGUGCAUGUGUGUUUCACCUUCUAACAUUUUUUGAUCGCAUGCCCUACCAAUAUAGGAAAAUCUUCCAUGAAUCUAGCACCAUCCUAAUAAAUGGCCCUAUGUAUGGCUACCAAUUUAUAUAUGUCCAGUUGAUUAUCUACCAUCAUGGUGCAAAUGUAACCACUUUAAGAAAAGGAUAAAGAGUUUCCACAGUCCCUCCACAAAUCAUAACCCCCAUUGAAUUCUCCUUCAAAAAUAUCAUUUUCCACCUUCCCAUCCAACCAAAUUUCUCUCUUUGAUCUCCAAUGACUGUGCAACACUCUUAAAAUGUUUUUUUUUAAGUCUUCAACUAUUGCCUAGUUCUUGCUCUGAAUCACAAUGAGAGUAGAAGAGAAGAAAAUUAUUGUCAGGCUCUUUCAGUUUACCAGUAUGGUCUUCAUCAAAACCAUUUUCUUUCUUCUAUUACAGCAUUUUGUUGUUACAUCUUGUAAUGCAGUUAUAGGUCAUCACCACAAUCCUCAUCACUCUUUGCUUAGAGAUAAGGCUGCUCUUCUACAGUUCAAGAAGGCCAUUACAUAUGAUCCAAAUUCCACUCUAGCUAAUUGGAAUGAAGCUACUGAUGUUUGCAACUACACCGGUGUUGGGUGCAACAAAAAGCAUCAUCGUGUAACUAUACUCCUUCUGCAUAAUCGUAAACUUGUAGGGCAGCUUUCACCUAUCAUUUCAAAUCUAACCCGCCUUCGUUACUUGGAGCUUGUAGGCAAUCACUUUUAUGGAACUAUCCCUCCUGAACUUUCCUUACUCAGACACCUACAUCAUCUACGGAUUGAGGGGAACAACUUUCGUGGUUCUAUACCAGAUUCCUUAGUCCUUCCUUCACAACUCACAGUUGUUACUCUUUUGCAAAACAAUUUCUCUGGUGCAGUUCCACCUGCUCUCUUCUCCAACUGCUCUCUGUUAAGGGUGUUCGACCUUUCCAACAACUUUCUUUCAGGGAAAAUUCCAAGAGAAAUUGGAAAUUGUCCAAACCUAUGGACCCUCAAUUUAUACAACAAUCAAUUCACUGGAGAAAUUCCUCUCUCUUUGACUAAUACCUCACUGGUCAAUUUAGAUGUUGAGUUCAAUCAUCUUUCAGGUGAAUUGCCCGUCAAACUUGUGGAAAACUUGCCUGAUAUUCUCUAUCUUCACUUAUCAAAUAAUAAUAUGGUAAGCCAUGAUGGAAACACCAAUCUCGAUCCAUUCUUCACUGCCCUUGCAAAUUGCAUUAGUCUAGAGGAGCUUGAACUGGCGAGUAUGGGACUUGGAGGAAUAUUACCUAGUUCCAUUGGCGGACUUGGUGUCAACUUUACAUACCUGUUGCUGCAAGAAAACAAGAUCAUUGGAUCAGUUCCUUCAAAUAUAGGUAAUUUAUCCAAGCUUGUGGUCCUGAAUUUGACCUCCAAUCUUAUGAAUGGAACAAUUUCAGCAAACAUAAGUCAGUUGUCACACUUGGAACAGCUUUUCUUAUCUCACAACUUUUUCACCAGCACGAUACCAGAAGCACUUGGCCAUCUUCCUCAUCUUGGUCUGCUUGAUCUGUCUCAUAAUUCGUUCUUCGGGGAUAUCCCAAGCGGUCUAGGAAAUUUGGCCAUGCUGAAUUAUCUGUUCCUCAACAACAACCUCCUAUCUGGAACCAUUCCUCCAUCAUUAGGACGCUGCACAGAACUGUACAAGCUUGACUUAUCAUUCAACAGAUUGGCAGGGGCCAUCCCCCCGGAAUUAUCAGGUUUGAAUGAGAUCAGAAUUUUCAUAAACCUCUCACACAAUCACCUUGAAGGGUCCAUACCGAUUGAGCUCAGCAAGCUAGAAGAUGUUCAAGAGAUGGAUCUCUCAUCAAAUAACCUAAGCGGGAGUAUCUUUCCACAGAUAUCAAGCUGUAUCGCACUGACGCUCAUAAACUUCUCACACAAUGCUUUGGAAGGGAGCCUUCCGGAUUUCAUAGGUGAGCUAAAGAACCUUGUGUCUCUUGAUGUUUCAGAUAACCACUUGUCAGGAAGGAUUCCCCUAAGCCUCAACAAGAGUCUAACACUCACAUAUCUAAAUCUUUCAUUUAAUGACUUCAAAGGAAUGGUUCCUUCUGGUGGCAUCUUUGAAUCAGUGUCAUAUACCUCUUUCUUAGGCAAUAAACAUCUUUGUGGUAAAGUUGCUGCGAAACAUGUUUGCCCUCGGACAAAGCAUUUGUUUCGCUCCCGCAUAUUCAUAAUCAUGUUUGUCAUAGUCAUAUUCAUUUCAACAUCCUUAUCAAUCAUAUGCUGUGUGAUUGCAUUCCGCCGCAUUAAGGUGCUGAUUUCAUCCCAGAGGGCUGCAACCGUAAAGAAACCAACACAACCUGAAGUGAUUCAGAAUUUCCCAAGAGUUACAUACCGAGAUCUGUCAGAGGCCACCGGUGGAUUUGAUGAUCAGAGACUGAUUGGCACGGGGAGCUAUGGACGUGUCUACAGGGGAGUCCUUCCAGAUGGGACAACCAUAGCAGUCAAGGUGUUACAUUUACAAUCUGGAAAUUCAACAAAAAGUUUUAACAGAGAAUGCCAAGUCUUAAGGAGAAUUAGGCACAGGAACCUUAUAAGGAUCAUAACAGCUUGCAGCCUACCUGAUUUCAAGGCUAUUGUUCUUCCUUAUAUGGCAAAUGGUAGCUUGGAUAGCCGUCUCUAUCCACAUUCACAAGCCGGUCUAGGUUCAGGCUCUUCUGAUCUGAGUCUCAUUCAGAGGGUCAAUAUUUGUAGCGACAUCGCGGAAGGGAUGGCCUAUCUUCAUCAUUACUCUCCGGUCAGAGUUAUACACUGUGACCUGAAACCAAGCAAUGUUCUUCUCAACGAUGGCAUGACUGCUUUAGUUUCUGAUUUUGGGAUUGCAAGAUUAGUGAUAGCCGGAGGAGGAGUGGGAAAUGCAGGUCUUGAGAACAUGGGAAACUCUACUGCAAGUUUAUUAUGUGGAUCUAUUGGAUACAUAGCACCAGAGUAUGGGUUUGGAUCGAACACAUCUACAAAAGGCGAUGUUUACAGCUUCGGUGUUCUUGUUCUCGAGAUGGUGACAAGAAAAAGGCCGACAGAUGACAUGUUUGUUGGGGGACUAAGCCUGCACAGCUGGGUAAAGAACCAUUAUCAUGGAAGGGUUGACAAAGUGCUCGACUCUUCCUUGGUGAGAGCUUCUAGAGAUCAGCCACCUGAGAUGAAAAAAAUGUGGGAUGUUGCCAUAGGAGAAAUGAUAGAGUUGGGUAUUCUCUGCACUCAGGAGUCCCCUUCCACUAGGCCUACAAUGCUCGAUGCUGCAGAUGAUUUGGAUCGGCUGAAGAGAUAUCUUGGUGGGGAUACUACUGCAACAUUUGCCUCUUCAUUAGGAAUUUCUUCGUCUACCCUAGAUGACGACUAGCAUCUACCCUGUAACUUCUGUAGAAAAAUUGAGAUGCUGUUGUCAUUUACUUUUAUCAUGGAUUUGAACUUACGACGACUGAGUGAUAUUGUCUUGCAAACUGCAUAAGAUCUCUUCAAUUCUUGACUGUAAAGGACAAGAACAAGUGGCUAGUUGGAUUUGAAAGUGGUGUCGUCACUAGACAAACAUAGCUGAAUUAUGUCAGUCCAAUUAGCAUCUCGUAUGAAACAAGUCAGCAUUCAUCAUAGGUGAUGAUUAGUACAAGAUUCUGAUAAAACAGA